This is a messenger RNA of Suillus bovinus, 1625 nucleotides long. RefSeq lists its product as uncharacterized. The record is from RefSeq and is a predicted model, not a curated record. Bases 256 to 1221 code for a protein of 321 amino acids. The transcript has 2 exons. NCBI's taxonomy places the organism in Eukaryota, Fungi, Basidiomycota, Agaricomycetes, Boletales, Suillaceae.
UUGCAGACUGUUUAUGUCGCUACUAACGUUGACGAGGAGUUCAAAAAAUUAUGAACCCUAGGUACUUACGUUCGUCGUUCAACAUCAAUAUAAAUGGCGGCGCUGCAAAAGACAAGUCGCGUUAUUUCCUUUCCUUUACUCUCUCUAGAAUAAUCUCAUUCGUUCUUUCACCCUUUUUUAUACGGUGUUGCACUGGAUGCACUAGAGCCGUUCAGUUUAUUAUAGUAGCAUUCAGAUUUCGGCUGCGCAUUUACAAUGUCGCGUGUUCCAGUUUCUUGUGCUGAGCAUGACGUACCGGAAGAUAUAUCUUUUGCACCCGUUCCAGAUCCCGAACGAGCUCAGCAUAUACAGCUUGCUCUCCAGCGCUUGGAUCCUCUCCUGGAUCAUCAAGAGAGCCACAGUCAGGGCCUCAUACCCUCUUCCACCUUUUCUUCUUCCACAUCUUCAGAAAAAGUCCUUCGACAAAAGAGAAAAUAUCGGCCUCCUGCUCUGAAAUUGGAUGCACACGCGCUGCAACACCUGGAGCCAUCCCAGGAUCUCUCUGUUACAAAGCUGGGAAGCCGACACAUCAAGUCCCAACGUAGUCUGCCCACCCUACGGACUGUACCUCUUUCGGUGCGCACUCACGCAUACCACCAGUCUUCCGUCACUUUCAACUUUCCGAAUUCUUCUCCUACUUCCGCGACAGCUUCGUCUCCUGCAGCCACGCCGAUAUCCGCCACAAAAUUUUUGGCCGUACCUCCUGCACACUCACCUGUGUCACCAUCGACACCCCCGCCACCGUCUCCUUCAACAGUGAAGAAGAAGCGUUUCAUGAGGCUGUGCCGUAAGUUCGGUGAAGCCCCGCCCCCUGAGCUCGUCUUUGGCAGGCUUCCAGUACCUGUGGGUGUAGAGCCCAGGAAGGGUCGUGUGCAGAAUGCUCCCUGUUUUCCUCCUACCAUUCCUCCUAUCAUGGAGGAGGGCACCACCUUUUUCGCUCCCAUGAUGCAGGAGAGCAAAGAGUACCCAUUGUCAUGUAAUCUGGACACCUCCAGCACCAGUGAUAUGGGAACGAGUCCGAGUGGGAAUCUUCACCGACCUUCGUCUAUUCUCCUCAAAGACGCUGGGAAACUGCAACAUAUUUCAAGGCAGUAUAGUACAGCUUGUCUGUUGGAGAGGAAGGGCCAGCGGAUCACGCAACGGAAUUAUGAGGAUAUUUUGAAGCGUUUGAGGAUGCUUUGAUCGAAGCGGCUCGAGUCAUUCAUUUCAUUUCAUCUCUUUCGGCUAGCUUCACUCGUUGGUGGUCGGGGCACCUAUUGUGAUAUAUUUAUCAUAGCGGUUGAGCGCCUUUUCAUCACUUUGGUGGUGUGCAACAAUCCUUUUAAGUGCGUACACUGAUAGUAUUAAUUAUUAGAGAUACAAACACUCGUGUAAAUUGUGCAACAACAUACAAAUGUAGUCAAAUAUUUGUUCUAUUCAAGAUCUCGUUUCUAGGAGAUGGUUUAGCAAUUGUUGUUGGCUUGCGCAAGCCUCAGAUCAUGUUACAUCACGCGAAGGGUAACGUCAAUUGCCGAUUCGACCAUGAAGAGAAGAUGCUUGAUAUAUAGACAGGAAGCGACUUGCAUCAGUGCGGAACGGAUGAUCCA